Vicia faba (fava bean) is the source of this 975-nucleotide messenger RNA. The record is from the annotation of a GenBank genome assembly. NCBI's taxonomy places the organism in Eukaryota, Viridiplantae, Streptophyta, Magnoliopsida, Fabales, Fabaceae.
AUGGAUGUAAAAGGAAGAAACAACAACAACAACAACGUUAUGAGUUGUGAAGAUGAUGAGAUGGACCUUAGAAGAGGUCCAUGGACCGUAGAUGAGGACCUAACCCUCAUGAAUUACAUUGCUACUCAUGGUGAAGGUCGUUGGAAUACCCUAGCCAACUUAGCAGGUCUUAAACGAUCGGGCAAGAGUUGUCGAUUGAGGUGGCUAAACUAUCUUCGUCCCGAUGUUAGACGUGGAAAUAUCACACUCGAGGAGCAACUUUUGAUUCUUGAACUUCAUGCUCGUUGGGGAAAUCGAUGGUCGAAAAUAGCUCAAUUUCUACCGGGCAGAACGGAUAAUGAAAUUAAGAAUUAUUGGAGAACUCGUGUACAAAAGUUAGCUAAACAACUCAAAUGUGACGUGAAUAGCAAGCAAUUCAAGGACACCAUGCGUUACCUUUGGAUGCCAAGGCUAGUUGAGCGCAUUCAAGCCGCAUCGGCCGCCACUUCCACCACCACCAAGACGACCGUCAACAAUACUACAUCCAACUACAUCAACAAUAAUAAUGGCCUAAAAGUUACAAUGGGUUCAACUCCAACAAUUACUAUGAACAAUGAAUUUGUGAGUUCACAACCACAUAUAACACAAAGUUAUACCCUAGAGAAUAGUAACACAACCACAUCAUCAGAUUCAUUUGAGAAUCAUAAGGUCUCAACAAUAUCAGAUUUGGGUGAUAAUAAUUAUAAUUAUUAUUACACAAAUGUUGAUAAUAAGAAUAACCCUAACUCUAAUUUAGAUUAUUGUCAACCUUCUCAUCAACCUAGCUUCUCGGAUUGCAUCACAAGCCCAUCUGGAUUAUUCUCUCAAGAAUUAGCCGAUUUUCAAUUCAUGGAGCCAAACACACCAUGGAUGCAAAAUGAGAACUCAUCAGAUAUUUUUUGGAAUGAUGAAACUAUGUUGUUUUUAGAGCAACAACUCAUGAAUGAUACCAUGUAA